Anopheles aquasalis is the source of this 1774-nucleotide messenger RNA. Its product is annotated as hsc70-interacting protein 1-like. Gene Ontology annotation, molecular function: protein dimerization activity; Hsp70 protein binding. Lineage: Eukaryota; Metazoa; Arthropoda; Insecta; Diptera; Culicidae. The record is from RefSeq and is a predicted model, not a curated record.
CCCAGCACCUUCAAGGUAAUUUCUGGAAAACGCGACGCCGGUAACUUUUUCCCGAAUCAUCGCCCAAAGAGUUCGCCAUUAUUCGUCGCUCGGAAGGAAAUAAAAACCAUCUCAGUCGUGCAUUAAACAAGUAAACAAAAAACAUGGAGUGCCCGAUCAACGACGCCGAGCUGGGCAAGCUGAAAACGUUCCUCGCGUUCUGCCAGAAGACUCCGCAGCUGUUGAAUCUGCCACAGCUAGCGUUCUUUAAAAGCUUCAUCGAGAGCCUCGGUGGGAAGGUGCCGGAAGGUAUGCCGGAUUUCGAGAACCUAGCCGGUGCAGCUGGAGCUGCUGCGGGAGGCACCAAGACGAGCAGUAGCGCUUCGGCUCACAGCACGACCGGUGGUUCGGCAGCGGACUCCACAACGGACGCCCCGGAGGUUCCGGAUUCCGAUCCCGAGUCCGAUCUUGAGCUGGACAACGAGGGGUGCGUGGAACCGGACAGCGAACCCGAUCAGCCGAUGGGUGAUGCGAGCAAGGAACCGACGGAGGAGGAAUUUGAUCAGGCGAACGAUCUGCGAUCGCAGGCCGCCUCUGCGUACGGGGAGCAGAAGUAUGACGAAGCGGUCAAACUAUUCACCGAGGCCAUCCAGCUCAAUCCGAAGAGUGCACUGUACUACGCCAAGCGCGGUCAGGCGUAUCUGAAGCUACAGAAACCGAAUGCCUGCAUCCGGGAUUGUGAUCGUGCGCUUGAAAUCAACCCGGAUUCGGCCACCGCGUACAAGUUCCGUGGACGCGCGAACCGGCUGCUAGGUCGAUGGGAAGAGGCGGCCAAGGAUUUGCGCCAGGCCUGUAAGCUGGACUUUGAUGAGGAGGCGGACGAGUGGUUGAAGGAGGUCACACCGAACGCGAAGAAGAUCGAGCAGCAUAAACAAAAGCAGGAGCGUCGCCGGAAGGAACGCGAAUUGCGCGAACGGCAGGAGCGUGUGCGCAAGGCACAGGAAGCUAACCGUAAGGCAGCGGAAGAAGGUGCUGCCGCCGGUGGUGGUGGUGCGGGAGGAAUGCCUGAUUUUGGUGGUGCCGGUGCAGACAUUUUCAGUGCCUUCCGCGAUCCGGAAGUGUCGGCGGCUAUGAAGGACAUUUUCGCAAACCCGGCCAACAUUUCCAAGUACACCAACAAUCCCAAAAUCAUGAACAUCAUCAUGAAGAUGUACUCCCAGUCGGGACAGGGCGGUUUCCCUGGCUUCCCCGGUGCUGGCGGUGCUGGCGGUGCAGGCGGUGGUUUCCCCGGGUUCCCCAGUGCAGCCGGUGGUGCUGGUGCUGAUGCCGGUGCCGGUGCAGGAGCUGGCGGUUUCCCCGGAUUCGCUGGAUUCCCUGGCUUUGGUGGACCUGAUGCUGGAGCUGGAGCGGGCGCGGGAGCCGGUGCUCGUCCAGGUGCCGGAGCAGGAGGUAAAGGCGGCGCUCGAAUCGAUGAUCUAGAUUAACUUAAUCGGCCUGUCGCGCCAUACGAAACACUAGAAGCGUAGGACACCAACUUGGAUUUUAUAUUCCCUUCACACCACACACCUAAAGCCAUACCAGAUUAUUAGCGAGUUCCGGUAUUCAUCUUCCAAAGGACGUAUGCUAGCUUCCGUCGGUUAAAUGCGUCAGGGAGAAGAAUCUGAGAUGAAAAGGGACAAACGAGCAGCAUUUGGGACCCUUCCUUCCCGUACCCUCGCUCGUAUUGCUCUAUAUAUUGUUAAUCCUGUGAGUCUAGUAGGGGGCUUGAACAAUAAAACAAAACUUCACUAAUUAA